AAUCACACAACCAUUCCAGCUAGCGACCUCAUCUUGUCUCUAUUUAAGCAGCCCAGCCCGCUGGCCCUUCUCCACACUCAACUCAACACGAGCAAGAGAACCCAUACGGCCGUACCGCGGCAACCAGAGACCAGACCACUCCGAAUACUCGUGGCUAGCCAGAUCCAUCGCAAGCAAUACUAAUUCCCACAUGGCGUCUGACCAGCAGCCGCUCGCGGUGCCGAGGUGGAAGCCGAGCCCGCCGCGCCGCCAGAGCCGCCCGGACGCCGCAGGCGACGACGAGGGGCCAUCCGACUCCGACCUCGGCGGCUCCCUCCGCAGCACCGACGGCUUCCCCUUCGGCAGCCUCAGCGGGAGCUCCACGUUCCCGCCGCCGCCGCCGCCCUUCGUGCCGCGGCAGCAGUCCUCUUCCUCGCUGGAGAUCAUCAGCGUGGAGAACGCUCAGAACGGCGCGGGGGGUUUCGUCGCCAACGGCAACGGCGCCGCCGUGGUCGUCCGGCGGGAGACGUCGUUGCGCCGGGUGGACCAAGGGGUCGUCCUUUCGUGGGAGGACCUGUGGGUGUCGGCGGCCGGCGGCGGCGGCGGCGGGACGAAGAAGCCCAUCCUCCGCGGGCUCAACGGCUACGCACGCCCCGGCGAGGUGCUCGCCAUCAUGGGGCCGUCCGGCUGCGGCAAGUCCACCCUCCUUGACGCCUUGGCAGGGAGGUUGGGUUCUAACGUCAGCCAGAAGGGAGAGAUCCUGAUCAAUGGUCGGAGGCAGAAGCUAUCUUUUGGAACAUCGGCGUACGUGACGCAGGACGACGUGCUGAUGACGACCCUGACGGUGCGCGAGGCGGUGCACUACUCGGCUUCGCUGCAGCUGCCGGCCCACAUGCCGGCGGCGGCGAAGCGGGAGCGGGCCGAGGAGACGCUGCGGGAGAUGGGCCUGCUGGAGGGCAACGUGGCGGACACCCGCAUCGGCGGAUGGGCCCACAAGGGGAUCAGCGGCGGCCAGAAGCGCCGGGUCAGCAUCUGCAUGGAGAUCCUCACCAGGCCGGCCCUGCUGUUCCUGGACGAGCCCACCAGCGGCCUCGACAGCGCCGCAUCCUACCACGUCGUCAGCCGGAUCGCAAGGCUCGCCCGCAGGGAAGGCAUGGCCGUCGUCGCCGCCGUGCACCAGCCAAGCACCGAGGUCUUCGGGCUCUUCUCCGGGCUCUGCCUCCUCGCAUACGGCAACACCGUCUUCUUCGGCCCGGCUGCCGACGCCAACCAGUUCUUCGUUCUGAGCGGGUUCCCUUGCCCGUCGCUGAUGAACCCUUCCGACCACUUCCUAAGGACCAUCAACAAGGACUUCGACAAUGACAUCGAAGAAGGCCUCGGCGGGAAGAAGACGACCACCGCCCAGGCCAUCGACGCCCUGGUGACCUUGUACAGAUCCUCGGGGCACAUGGAGAAGGUGACGCGGCAGAUCGCUGACAUACGCAACGGCACCGGUGGUCCGGUGGUGAAGAUGGAAGGGCAGCACCCGAGCUUCCUGACGCAGUCCCUGGUGCUGACCAAGAGGUCCUUCGUCAACAUGUACAGGGACCUCGGCUACUACUGGCUCCGCUUCGGCAUCUACCUCGCGCUCUGCCUCUGUGCCGGCACCAUCUUCUACGACAUCGGCCACACCUACGGAUCCAUUCAGGCACGUGGCUCCAUUCUCAUGUUCGUUGGCGCCUUCCUCACCUUCAUGGCCAUCGGAGGCUUCCCGUCAUUCGUGGAGGACAUGAAGAUAUUUGGGAGGGAGAGGCUGAACGGGCACUACGGGGUGUCGUCGUUCGUGAUCGCCAACACGGUGUCGGCGACGCCGUACCUGCUGCUCAUCUCCGUGGUUCCGGGCGCGCUGGCCUACUACCUGGUGGGCCUCCAGAGGAGCUUCGACCACUUCGCCUACUUCGCGCUGGUGCUCUUCAUGACGAUGAUGCUGGUGGAGGGGCUGAUGAUGAUCGUGGCCAGCGCCGUCCCGGACUUCCUCAUGGGCAUCAUCACCGGCGCGGGGAUCCAGGGCGUCAUGAUGCUCAACGGCGGCUUCUUCCGCCUGCCCCGCGACCUGCCCAGGCCGGUGUGGCGCUACCCCAUGUACUACGUCGCCUUCCACAAGUACGCCAACCAGGGGUUCUACAAGAACGAGUUCAUGGGGCUCACUUUCCCCCGCGCCAACGCCGCCGCCCAGGCAGGCCCCGGCGCCAGCGCCACCGUCACCGGCGGCGAGAUCCUGAGGGACUACUGGCAGGUGGAGAUGGGGUACAGCAAGUGGGUCGACCUCGCGGUCCUCUUCGGGAUGGUCAUAAUCUACAGGGUGCUCUUCUUGGUCAUCGUGAAGCUUACCGAGAAGGUGAAACCAAUGGUGAAGGGGUUCAGGUUCAGGAGCACCCAGCAGUCGGUGCACGUCGCCGAGCAUGACGCCAGCCCGUGAUCGAUGCAGCAUUGCAGCGUCAGGCGGGAGAGAGAGCACAGUUUAUUGGUAGAUCGAGGAGGACAAUUUAGAAAUCCAAGUUACAUCAUGUAUCUGAUGAAGUUCUGAACUGUAUGAUGCAGUGUUGGGCAAUGUAGGGUACGCAAAUGUCUUGUGUUGUCAAAUUCGCGUUGACGAAGAACAUCUUUACAAAGUGAAAAAUGUAAUUACCUCUUUUUUAAGAUUAGACCAACUUUUGUGUAUAGUAGUGAUUAAAAGCAGAACACAGAGAUUAGCGUGGUAA
This is a messenger RNA of Brachypodium distachyon (stiff brome), 2720 nucleotides long. RefSeq names its product ABC transporter G family member 11. NCBI's taxonomy places the organism in Eukaryota, Viridiplantae, Streptophyta, Magnoliopsida, Poales, Poaceae. The coding region runs from base 191 to 2437 and encodes 748 amino acids. Gene Ontology annotation, molecular function: ABC-type transporter activity; ATP binding; ATP hydrolysis activity. Gene Ontology annotation, cellular component: membrane. The transcript is spliced from 8 exons. The record is from RefSeq and is a predicted model, not a curated record.